Messenger RNA from Toxoplasma gondii ME49, 6141 nucleotides. RefSeq lists its product as hypothetical. The record is from RefSeq and is a predicted model, not a curated record. The transcript has 2 exons. Lineage: Eukaryota; Apicomplexa; Conoidasida; Eucoccidiorida; Sarcocystidae. The coding region runs from base 1586 to 5428 and encodes 1280 amino acids.
UGCAGAGAAAUCUGUCGUUUUCCGCAAGCUCUUUCUCGCUGCUCCUUCGCAGGGGCCACAGAGGAAGCGUACACUGUCAGUACCUGUAUCCUUGCAGAUUUAGGUUCUCCCUCUCCCGCGCUACGGUGCCCUUUUAGGCCGUGCUCCUCGCCGCGGGGGCGUUCUGAAAGCACUUCCUCCUUCCCCGGAAAGAGUCCGCCGCGCAUUUCCUUUUUUGUGCCGUCCUGGCGGAACUCCAUGCUCCUGGCGUCACUUUGGGCUCCCAGAAGGCGGCUGUUUUUGGCAUACGAGUGGCGAGAAAACACCCUUUCGUGCUCUAACGGUCCUGGCUUCUAUGGAAGCCACUCGAGUUGGUGCCAGCUUCACGUCAGGUGCCAGCCCAGGGGCGUGGGGUAGACAGAAACAGCUCUUGGUGGCGAGUAGCAGCGUUCUUGGCCACUAUCGAGCUUAAAUAGAAGGGAAUUUCUCUACAAUUUCGAUCCCUUUUGGACUAAAGCCGAGACACCCUUCGUCUACAUCGUCUUGACUACUGGGUGGCCCACCGCGCGAGUCUAUUGUGCCACUCAGUUCUUGCUUUCACCCUCCUCAGGUCGUGCGACAGUCCGGCGGCAAAAUAGGCCAUGUGCACCAGAAGGCUACAGCACUUUCGGGCGGGAUCCGAUUUGUCUUUCGCAGAUCAUCGGUACUGGUGUCUCCUAGACUGAAACAGCUAUUUGUUCUCCCGACUUCCGCGGGUGUCGGCCAAGCCCUGCGGAACCAGCCAAGCGGUACGCUUAGGGCUUCCGGGCACUCCCUAGGUGAUUAGCGGGAAAUAGUAGAGAAGCGCUCUGGGCAAGAGAAUGCGAUUUUGUUGGAGAAAUUUAACUGGAAUGUCGAGCGGCAAGCGUCUCUAGCACAGCCUCCGAGGAUCUUUCGCGUGUCAGAGCUCGACGCAUCUGCGAGAGAGAGUCCGUUCCGUUCGAGCCUGGCAUGGUUCACCUGGAGUCCUAACGGUAGCACGGGAGUCCUACUGUCACUAAGUCCUGCCGUGUAUUUCUUUUCUAUCUGAAGAGAGAUUUACGCGGCAUGCGAACAGUUGAGAGGCUGUUUUCGCCACAGGCUGAGAGCGACCUAGUGUACGUGAACGCAGCGCGUGACAAAUUCGAGACAGAGGUGUCUGGACCUUUUGACUUUUCCUCGAGGUUUUCCAUCCUUAUGGCUAAGUUGCUCCAAGUUCCGCUCGACGGAUGAGGAGGUACAUGGACACCAACUUCAAACCCCGGAACCAGGUUGUUCUGGUGUACACGGGGCUCAUGCUAGGUGGUGAGCUUGACUGCUCUACACAUUUUUUCGUUUCCUCGCCCCGUACCAACCACUUUUCGUGAAGUGAGCGCUUGCCGUUCUCUCUGCGAUAAAACGGACCGCUUUGCAAGCCCAUAAGUCUCGAGUCCGGUUCAGAGAGCUCCCUGUGCAGACUGUACAACCGGAUACGUCCGAACCGUCAGGCGGCGCCGGAGACAGUAGUCUUUCUGUGGCGAAGCCUUUUCCCACGUUUGCGGCACAUUUGGCGCAGCCCCAUACUCCCGUUCAGGACCCGCUGGAAGAAAUGGAGGAGGCAGAACUGGCAGUUUCCAGAGCCCCAGACGCGAACUUCUUGCAGGGAGACAAAAACAGCGGUCGCGUCGCCCCUCAGACGGAAGAGGGUCCCGAUCUGAAACUGAAGGUACCCACGUACUGCCACGAGGGGAAGGACGGUCAGAGGCCGAAGACGCCCGAGGCGAAGAACGACUUGGCGAGCGACGGAUGUUCGACCGCGUGCUCAUUAGGACACGGCAAGGCGUCCUCGGUCUCCGACUCCUCCCGCCUGACGGGAAGAACGGAGGCUUCCACGUCGGAGCCUGUGGCGCAGACUUUGAAGCGCGAAGCGAAAGACGCGGAUGCGGUUUCCGCGGAGGAGGACUUAGACAAUAAGACCCUCCUGGGUUCCCGGACAGAUGCUUCAGAGCCUCAGGACAGUGCACUCGCGGUCGAAAGCGACGGAGGAGACUCUUCCGGGAGAGGCACUCCCGACGACGCAACAGCAGGACGGAAGCUGAGGGGCGGGUCGCCUACACUGUCUCGGCCGGAGUCAUCUGGCACCGGCGAGACGUCUUCGCCUCUGGAGAAUUUGGGGAACAGUCUGUCCUCGCCGGACUCUGCGUGUCAACUCGAUGGGGAGGGACUAAAAGGUACCACCCAGCAGCACAUUGUCGACCUGUUCAUGCAGUUUGUGAAGCAGUGUCAGGAACCCGCGCCCGGCGAGGCGCAAGGGGAGACCGAUCUCCACGCGAUAUCCUCAGCCGAUGUCGCUGGCGGUCGCCUGUGGCGCUCCGCGGUUCAGCGCGACGACGACGGAAGCUGUGAUGGAAACCGAGAGGCUUUGAGUCUCUUGUCGGCUGCGGCAGAGGGCUUGAGUUCGUCGAAGAGAAAGGAAGUCGAAGCUCUUGCCUUGCACAGUCGGGGUGUCGAAGCUGGUUCCCGCACUCGAGGGCCCGGCGCGGAGGUGCGCCCGGUCCAGUGUACGGACACCGCAGAGCGGAGUGCCUCGCCUCAGACCCGCAAGGUCAACUCUGCCAAUGGCGACCUUCCAUCGGGACCAAGAGCGGGGCUAGUCUCGGACCCCCGAAGUGCUGAAGACGAGGACUUUUGUGGAAGCAAGACAGGGCUGACCCGGGAGGAGGCGGACACCUGGUCAGGCCCUGAGGUGGGCCGCCUCACAGGUGAGGCCUCCGAGCUCGACCUUCGCGCUCUCAGUGAGUAUUUGUUCCGCGCAGGGGCGUUGGAUGUGGAUCCGCAGGAGAGCGGCUCUGGGGAUCCAUUUGCCAAGGGGUUUUCCCCGCGCACACAACGCCUGGACUUUGACUCUGCCGGGACGCCUCAGGCGCCUCGGCCCCGCAGCGCGUCCUUGGAAGACAGCGCGAGCUUAGAGUUGGACAAGUCGGCUCAAGACGCGCUGCUCUCGUCGCUCGUAUCGCGGUUUCCAAACCUGCAGCAGCAGCUCCUGGCGAAGGAGGAAUCUCAUGAGGACGAGGCGCCAGGCGACGCGGUCGCAAACAAUCCCACAUACAGACAGCUUGUGGGCCACAAGGCCCAGAUGCACAGCGCUUUCCCCCUUCUGGACCGCGACGCGCGCAUGCGCCCCGAAGAAUGUCCCGGCCCGCGCGGUCGCGGCAUCCAGGCGUUGGGGAAGCGGCGACGUGGGGUCGAGGGAGCGUGCUCGGGGCGCCGAGGCAAGUCCAGUGCUCGGAGUGAAGUCGAGGACAGCGCCGACGAGCGACAAGCCAGCAAGAAGCGCGGGCGAGGCCCUGUCGACGAAGACGAAGAGUCUAGUCCCGGAGACGAGGGAGAAGACGCAAAGCGCGUCCGGCCUGUCGGUCGCGGAAGAAAGCAGACAGGCGCGAGUCCGAGAAACACGAACAAGGCGAGGAGAACGCGCGAGAAGGGCGCAGCCAGGCGAGGCACGGGCGCGACAGAGCCGAGGAGGAACGAUGAGGCAGGCGAGUUCAACGGCCCCGAUGCGGCAGCCAACCAGGCGCCCUUUGGGUUUACGAAGCGCGAGGAGGCGCAGCAGGGCCUCCAGGAUUCUCCUGGGCUUCCUCCUCGCAACGCGGAGCCCGGAAAUUCGAGACGGGAACGAGCGGCAUGUCGGAGCACGAGCAAUAGGCUGGGGCAAGCGCGGGGGGACCGCGAAGAGCUGCCCGGCACGGCAGACAGUGACCUGGAGCUCGAUCCAGAGGGCGACGACGAAAGCGGAGCAAACACUCUGAUUAUUGGGGAAGAUGAGUCGCUCAGCGAGCAACAAGUCGCUCUCCUCAAGCACAUCUGCGAGGUGCUGAGCAAAGCCGAGGAGUACUUCAGCUUCAAGUCCGCGCUCUACCAGCUGCACAUCAAGAGACACCUGAAGAGCUGCGUCUGCUCUUCGGGCGGAAACAACGCGCAAAACAGCACCAAGGCCAUCCGGCUCUUCCCUUUCAUGCCAGCUGUGCCCAUCAACGGCGUGGAGCAGCGCGCCCUGCUCGGACUCCGCAAGCGCCUCGAGGCUGGCGGCAGCUCCGUCCUCGUUCCUGGAGGCCCUGGUCAACAAAUUAUGGAGGAAGUGGACGAACUUCUCACUUCUCUCAUCAAUAAGCUCCUGCUGAUCAUUGUGGUCAAGUACCAGACGUGUUUCAUUCACGCGCCGGCGCGUGCGCAGCUGCGUGAGUUCCUGGUUUCCUUCGUUUUUCCUGGAGACCCCGCGACGCAGAUGCUCUUUCGCGACCACGUCCAGGCCGUGGUCCACGCCCGCAUCAGACACUUUCGAGAUUCGGUUGGACGAACUCUGCGCCAGAACCAGCCGACCAGCCGUCGUCGAUGCUUCGCGGGGGACUCCGGCGGGCUGGAAGGCUGGGGCGCAGGUGAGACCGAGGUGAACGUUUCGGGCAGGUCAGGCGCCUCCGCCUUCUCGAACAAAAGCGUGAGUCCAGAGAGUCCUCGCCGCCGCGUUGCUCCGGCGCUUGCGGGGCGAACUGGCGACAACCGGGAACGCCUAGAGGAAGAAGAACGCGGAAGCCGAAGACGCGACUUCGGCGCGUGCGCCGCAGACUUCCUCCCCAGCGCCACCGCCGCACAAGCCGCUGCGCGCAACAGAAGUCGGGCUCUGGGAACUGCCGAAUCUUUUUCGCGGCGCGCGCGAGAGGAUUCGCAGAACAGCCAGCUCAGUCGCCUGCGUCUGGAGAACCAGCUGAGCUCGGUCCCGUCUGAGGACGAACAUCUCUGGAACGCAGGCGAGUUUUCAGAGCGGCGCCACGCAGUUGAAGCCCGCGAUGGAAUGGUUCCGAACCCCUCUCGCAGGGGCCGGAGGACCGACGGCGGCUUCGUCUUUGACGAGCACGAGUGGCCGGAAACACAUGGGAAGUCGCGCGAGCAGCUGCUCGAGCAUCUACAGCAAACUCUGCUGGUGGCCGCCGGCAGAAACGGCCGAGACGAAGGUCUUUCUUCGCUCCCCUGGGACGCUCAGAGGCAGCUUGAACAGCUUCUCCAUAGCGCUGCGGACGCGCCCGGCCAUCUCGCGGCGUGUGGCCAGGAAGACCUCAGAGAGUGGCGAGGAAGCUCCAGUGGGUCUACCUUCGAGGAAGAAAACCAGCCUGCUGCGCGCACCCGAAGUCACCAGAACGGCCAAGACGAAAGAAACGCAUUCGGUCCAGAACUCGCCGAGAGCGAGGAACUUCCCCACAUCUACAGGGCGUCCUCCCGCUCCAAAGGUGGCAGCUCCCACGGUCCCAACCACCCCAGGCACCUCUUCCACAACUUCGCGGCCGAAAGCGUCGGAGCGAAGGAUGCACGGUACGCAGUCGGAACCAGAAAGGGCAGAGUCCGAGAUGAAGAGGUCGCACUCGCCGGAAGAAGUGCCAGGGGAGCGAACAAAGUGUAGGCGAACCCCGCGAAAGUGUGAAGGCCCAGCCGAAGUGGGACAAACGGAUGAUUUCCCUUAGGCUCGCAUGGGCCUCAGACGGUGUCAUCGUCUCCGUUUGAAUAGUGCCGGCGACGGACAGUGCAACGGCACACGCAAAACUGUGUUUGCUCUUGUGACUACUCGGAGGCCAAUCUGCAAACACAUGUUCGACGAGGAAACGACGUUAGUUGUCGUCGUUAGUCGAACGGAACUGGGUAAUCCAGUCACAGGUCCCUACGGUCCCUGAGGAACUAAGAGGGCGGAAGUCUUGUGCCCGAAAAAAAGUUGUUGAGGGGAAAAUCAACUAAUUAGCGAUGACGGAUCGACUGUCGUUUUACUUGUAGAAUUCUUACAUUGUUAUUGAACCUUUUUUUCCCUGUUGAAGUAGACGCCGCCCACAAAGUGUAUCGUCAUCCCACAGAAAGCGGUUCCUGGCAAAGUAUAGAGCCACUAUGCUAGUUUGUGAAUUGGCAUAUAUUGUCGGACUUUGUCUUGUCACAAACUUUCAUCCAAUUAUGAAUAUAUGCAUAUGGAGAAGCGGCUUAGGAAUUCGGUGUGUGCGAACCGUCCGCGCAUAUCUCUGCACAAAUCUAAACGGCAACGUUUGGGCCCUUGAACUCGACCGUACCAAAGUCUUGCCCGAGGAACACACAAUAGGGGCAUCCAACUGUGAAAUUCAACAGGGCUUUUUG